AAGGAUGAUUCCCAGAGACUUCUGGAAGGCUUCAAAUCUGAUGACAAAGAGCACACACUCAUGAAGAGUAAAGCAGAACCCUAUACAUCAAAAGAGGAAAUGGUGCUGGAGGAAAGUGAGUCUCCUCUGAACAGUAACGUCACAGCAUUUGCAUUAAAGGCAAAAGUGAUCUAUCCCAUCAAUCAGAAAUUCAGGCCUUUGGCAGAUGGCUCAUCCAAUCCAUCUUUGCAUGAGAAUCCAAAGCAGUCAGUUCUGCCUAAUCAGGUCAUGGAGACAUCUACGUCAGGCAGCCUGGGGUCCCUGAGCCAGGGAGACAAAGAGGACUGCAGUUCCUCUACAACAAUACAUUCCACAACAAGCGAUGACAGAUUUCAGGCUCGAGCCUUCCUCAAGGUGAUCAGCUUCCCUGAAGUGCUAACGUGUGAGAGUUUUGAUGUUAAGCUCUGCCUUUGCAGUCUCAUUUUGAAAGAUCUCAUGCUUCUUGAUACUGAACUCAGAAAAGAAAAACAUGUGAUGUUUAUUCAGGUUCUCAAAAUAUACCUCACAGACUUUUGUCGUAAAAAGAUCACUGAUGAUUUGUUCAAGAAGAUCCUUUUAAUUCAAGAAAACGAUUUUGAAGAAUUACAGAAACAACUUGACUCUAGACUCCAGAAUACUGAGAUGUCAGGAGCACAUAAUUCAGAGUACCAGACCCUAGAAGACUUAGAAAGGAAAGAAAGAGAAUAUUCUGAGCACAUAAUAGAUAAUAUGGAAGCUUUCUGGAAGCAGACUGACAAAGCCCAGCAGGCGUUUUUGGACCAAUCAAAAUGCUCAAGUGCCAAAGCAACAAAGAUAAUGAUGGAUCUGACUGAGAAGAUGAUUGCAGUAGAAAGCUUAUUAAGUGAAUCUCAGGAUUUGCAGGCAAUGGACAUUCAGGAAAGGUUAUUCAACUGGGAGCUUAUGGUGAAAAUGAUCGAUUCGCUGAAGUCCUAUAUACCAGAAGAGUGCAAGUGUAGAUUAAAUAUUGUAUCAAAUAUUCUGGACCAUUUAACUGUAAAGAAUAACCUCUCAGUCCGACAAAAGGAAGAACUUCUAACAGAUCUGCACAAGGCCUUCUGGGAACAGCUGGCACAUUUCAGUAGUGAAUGUAUCCAGCAAAGUAAAGACCUGAUCUUGAAACGACUGGAGUGCCGUGCAAAGAAGAGAGAAGAGUUCAAACACAGACAGAAAGCUGAACAAGGGAGUCUCCUCAGUAAAACUUUUCAUAUUAAAGAUGUUCAUAAUUUUCUUAAGGCUUACCAUGAGCUGUUAGAGAAGCAUCGGCAAGCACAGUGGGAACUGGAGGAGGAGGAUGACUGCGAGAGCACAGAGGCUGUUGCAGAUCUCUACAAGGAGCUGUACUCUAAAGCUUCCCAUGCUUUAGCGGAGUUGGUGACGGAGCUAUUUCUUCAGACCCUGCCUGUUGUGACCAGCCUCUCUGUAAGAGAAUGUGAGCUUCUGAAAGAGGAGUGGCAGGAGAAUUUGGUUCCUCAGCUGGAGAAAUGGGAGACCCACCACCAGAGACGCUGGAAGCUUUUCCAGGAACAGCUAUUGCAAGAAAAAAAA
Molecule: messenger RNA, 1584 nt
Organism: Pelecanus crispus (Dalmatian pelican)
Lineage: Eukaryota; Metazoa; Chordata; Aves; Pelecaniformes; Pelecanidae
Source: RefSeq, a predicted model, not a curated record